This is a messenger RNA of Sordaria macrospora k-hell, 1626 nucleotides long. The record is from RefSeq and is a predicted model, not a curated record. Lineage: Eukaryota; Fungi; Ascomycota; Sordariomycetes; Sordariales; Sordariaceae.
AUGGAGCUCCAAGAACUCCAAACCCUCCUGACCGAAUGGCUCGACGAAGCCACCAACGCCUUCCAAAAGGUGCCGGGGUCUGCAGUCCUGAUCCGCUAUGUCAGGUCAUCGUACCAGAACGACCCGGUGCGCUCGGCUAUUGAGCUGGUGCUGGUCAUCUUCUUCAUCCGAUACCUUAUGUCGCCGGCGUAUUCGACUUCGAAGCAGAACUUUAUCAAGUUGACUGACGAUGAAAUCGAUGAGCUUGUUGAAGAAUGGACGCCCGAGCCUCUCGUGCCGGACAUGACCGCCCUCGAGGAGAUGGAGGCCGAGAGGUUGCCAGUUAUUGUUGGCCCGACCGGUCCCAAAUGCAAGCUCUCCAACGGCCGCACCGUCACCAACCUCGCCUCGUACAAUUUCUACAACCUCAACGCCAACGAGCAAAUCAAGGAAAAGGCCAUCCAGACCCUGCGCACCUACGGCGUCGGCCCCUGCGGCCCUCCCCAGUUCUACGGCACCCAGGACGUGCACAUGCGCACCGAAGCCGACCUCGCCAACUACCUCGGCACCGAGGGCUGCAUCGUCUAUGCGCAAGCCUUUUCGACCAUCUCCUCCGUUAUCCCAGCCUUCCUGAAGCGCGGUGACGUCGUCGUCGCCGACCGCGCCGUCAACUACUCAAUCCGCCGCGGUCUCGAGAUCUCGCGCUCCAACAUCAAGUGGUACGCGCACAACGACCUGGACGACCUUGAGCGCAUCAUGCAAAAGGUGGCGGCCGACCAGGCCCGCGCCAAGAAGCUGACGCGCCGCUUCAUCGUCACCGAGGCCCUGUUCGAGACCACCGGCGAGAUGAACGACCUGCCACGCCUGAUCGAGCUCAAGGAGAAGUACAAGUUCCGCAUCAUCCUGGACGAGACCUGGUCGUUUGGCGUCCUGGGCCGCACCGGUCGCGGCCUCACUGAGGCUCAGAACGUCGAUCCCACCCAGGUGGACAUGAUUGUUGGUUCCCUCGCCGGUCCCCUCUGCGCCGGUGGCGGUUUCUGUGCUGGACCCAAGGACGUCGUUGAGCAUCAGCGCUUGACGGCCGCCUCUUAUACGUUCUCGGCGGCGUUGCCAGCCAUGUUGGCUAUUACCGCCAGCGAAAGCUUGCAUGUCAUUCAGGAGAACCCCGAGGCGACGCUGGGCGUGUGCAGGGAGAAUGCGCGGUUGAUGAGGGCGCAGCUUGACCCCAAGAGCGACUGGGUUAUUUGCACCAGCGCGCCCGAGAACCCGAUUCUGUUGUUGGUGCUGAAGCCGCAGGUGGUGGAGGCGAGGAGACUGACGGUGGAGGAUCAGGAGAGGUUGUUGCAGGAGUGCGCUGAUGAGGUAUGUCCUUUUUUCCCUUUUGACUUCUCCAUUCUAUCUUGCACUAACAACCCCCGCAGUGCCUCGCAAACAACAUCCUUGUCACUCGCCUCAAGGGCGGCCCCCAUCACCACCCACGCCGGCCUCAAGGAUAACGUCUACACCGCCACGCCUGCCCUCAAGGUCUGCGUCACAUCUGGUCUGUCCAAGAAGGAGACCGAGAAGGCGGGCAUUGCCAUCCGUCACGCUAUCACCAAAGUCAUGACCAAGAAGGGAAACAACAAGUUGGGGGUUCCUACUGCUUAG